This is a messenger RNA of Danio aesculapii, 3639 nucleotides long. RefSeq names its product transmembrane 9 superfamily member 1 (gene tm9sf1). Gene Ontology annotation, biological process: protein localization to membrane. The coding region runs from base 398 to 2227 and encodes 609 amino acids. The record is from RefSeq and is a predicted model, not a curated record. NCBI's taxonomy places the organism in Eukaryota, Metazoa, Chordata, Actinopteri, Cypriniformes, Danionidae. Gene Ontology annotation, cellular component: membrane. The transcript has 9 exons.
GGCAUCAGUAAGGCAGAGGAAAUGUCUGGUAAUUGUUAUCACCUCUAAAAAAAGCCUGAAAAUGUUUUCUAUUGUCGAGCCCACGUUUCAAGCUGGAAAUACUAGAUGCAGGAACUUGUCGAAACAGGUGCAGGUGUUGCGCUGUAGCCCCACCCACCCCGGAAGAUCCUAGUAAGGGUGUUUUUAUUUUUUAAGGUGACGUGGAUUCGCUGUGCGCCGCUUCUGUUGAUCGCGACCUUUCGGCUGUUUCAUCGCGUUAAAGCGAAGAUCGGAAGAUGUUUUAUCACUAGCCAUGUCCAGAUAUGACAUUACACAUACGCCUGUGUUACUGACUGGAUUUUGAAGCGAAAGAAGCGAUUCUGAGGAAUCCGAGGAAGCAUCUGAAACAGGUGUUGUCAUGACAGCGAGACUGGAAUGCUCAGGCCUGCGUGUCGCUGGUCAAUCCGUGACACUCUGUGUGCUGGUUCUCUGCCUGAUGCCUCACUUUGGCUGGGCAGUGAGUUACAAACAAGGCGAUCCAGUUGUCCUGUAUGUGAACAAAGUUGGUCCGUAUCACAAUCCCCAGGAGACGUAUCACUAUUACACUCUACCUGUCUGUAGACCAAAAGAGGUCCGUCAUAAAGCUUUAAGUCUGGGAGAGGUAUUGGAUGGAGACCGUAUGGCUGAAUCUCUGUAUAACAUUCGUUUCAAGGAAAAUGCGGAUCGACAGACGCUGUGCAAGCUCACUCUCUCUGAGAAAGAGGUGGAUCAGUUGCGGGAGGCAAUUGAGGAGCUGUAUUACUUUGAAUUUGUCCUAGAUGACAUUCCCAUCUGGGGUUUUGUGGGAUAUAUGGAAGAAAGUGGAUUUCUGCCUCACAGCCACAAGGUGGGAUUAUGGACACACUUGGAUUUGAAUAUAGAGUACAAUGGUGACUCUGUGAUCUUCGCCAACGUGUCCGUAAAGGAUGUGAAGCCAGAGCCCUUAGAGGAAGGUGGAGCAGGCCAUGGUGCUGGUGUUGGCAGUGGUGGUCUGUCAAUCACCCACACCUACAGCGUUCGCUGGUUUGAGACUACAUUGCCCCAUUCACGCAGAGCUGAGCGUCUUCGAGACUAUUCCUUCUUUCCCAAGACUCUGGAAAUCCAUUGGCUGUCCAUUAUUAACUCACUAGUGCUGGUGGUGUUAUUGCUGGGCUUCGUCAUCAUUAUCCUCAUGAGGGUGUUGAAGAAUGACUUCGCCAGGUAUAAUGUCGAGGAAGAUGGGGGUUGUGAUGACCUGGAUCAAGGGGAUAACGGGUGGAAAAUCAUCCACACAGAUGUUUUUCGCUUCCCGCCAUAUAAGAGCCUCCUGUGUGCAGUAUUAGGUGUCGGGGCACAGUUUCUGACUCUGGCCACAGGAAUCAUUGUCAUGGCACUGCUGGGGAUGUUUAAUGUCCAUCGUCACGGUGCCAUCAACUCUGCAGCGAUUGUACUGUACGCUCUGACCAGCUGUGUGUCAGGAUACUGUUCUUGCAGCUUCUACACCCAGAUUCAAGGCCAGCGCUGGGUCUGGAACAUCAUCCUCACCUCCGCACUCUUCUCUGCUCCGCUCUUCUUCACAUGGAGUGUGGUGAACUCUGUGCACUGGUGGAGCGGCUCCACUCAGGCACUUCCUGCCACGACUGUGCUGCUUCUCCUUGGCGCCUGGGUUCUGGUCGGCUUCCCGCUCACUGUCAUUGGUGGAAUUGUUGGGAAAAACAGAGCAGGCAACUUUCAGGCUCCAUGUCGUACACGUAACAUUGCACGGCAGAUCCCUCAACAGCCCUGGUACAAACACACUGCUGUGCACAUGGCCAUCGGAGGCUUCCUGCCUUUCAGUGCCAUUUCAGUAGAACUGUAUUACAUCUUCGCCACGGCGUGGGGUCGUGAACACUACACGCUGUACGGCAUCCUGCUGUGCGUGUUUGCCAUCCUGCUGUCUGUGGGCGCUUGCAUCUCUGUGGCCCUCACCUACUUCCUGCUCUCAGGCGAGGACUACCGCUGGUGGUGGAGGAGUGUUCUCAGCACCGGCUCCACCGGCAUCUUUAUAUUUGUUUACUCUCUCUUCUACUACCACAAUCGCUCCAACAUGAGCGGCCUUGUACAGAGCGUUGAAUUCUUCGGAUAUUCCUUGCUCACCGCGUUUGUUUUCUCACUCAUGCUGGGAACGGUUUCCUUUUGGGCUUCUCUGGCUUUUAUUCGUUACAUCUACCGUAGCCUUAAGAUGGACUGAGGGAUUUUUUUUUCCUCCCCUCUCAAAUGUGGAGACUAAUGGACCAGAUUUUUGUGUUGAAGUAUAUUAUAAACCAUAAACUAUCCAAACUGAUGCCAAUCAUUAAAAGGAAAUAGGGAGCAGACAAAUGUGACUAUAGACUUUAAUAUUUUGCUCACCAACACCCUGAUACUUAAAAUUCACAUAGGUAAAUAGAUGCUAGAUUAUAUGCACAUCAAAUACUGAAGUAUUUGGAUCGUUUGUGCUGAUUGGGACAGAAUUUCAUACUUCGAAUUGUUGCUUUCUGUUUGUGGGUUUUGUUAAAGGAACACUGACCUUGUUUUUGGAAAAUAGACUCAUUUUACAAGUUCCCUAGAGUUUAACAGAUGAGUUUUACAACUUUUAGCUGAUCUCCAAGUCUGGUGGGAGCACUUUUAGCUCAGCUAUAAUCAUUAAAUCAAAUGAGACCAUUAGCAUCUCGCUCAAAUUCCAAAAACAGAUAAUUUUCCUAUUUAAAGCUACUCUGUUCUGUAGUUACUUUGUGUGCCAAGACAGACAGAAAAUGAAAAGUUGAUAUUUUCAAGGCCGAUAUGGCUGCGAAUUAUACUCCAGUGUCUCCCAACCCUGUUCCUGAAUUCACACCAACAGUACACAUUUUUAACCUUUUUCUCAGGUAUUCAAACAUACCUGAAUUAAGUCAUUAGAAGAGACCCGAAAACCUGAAAUGAAUGUUUCAGAUUAGGAUUACUGUUGGUGUGAUUUUUAAUUAUCUGUCGGUUUUAGUACAUAAAGUGUUUACAGAAGAGUGCAGCUUUAAAUAGAAACAUUUGAGCGAGAUGCUUAUGGUCUGAUCUGAUUCAAUGAUCUAUGCUAAGCUAAGCUAGAAGUUUUCCAACCAGACUCUGAGAUCAUCUGAAUGAUUUUAAAAAAAUGGUAAAACUGUAUAACUCUAGCAGACUUGUAAAAUAGGUCCAUUUUCCAAAAAAAAAAAAAAUGGAGUGUUCAUUUAAUGCAAUGAGCAUGACAAACUACUAAAUGUUAGUUUCAAAGGAUAAUGGGACAAGAAUCAGAGGCCUUCAUACUUCUAUAUUGUUUCAUGUGACCAUGGAGGAUAUAAAGCACUUAUAUGCACUGUAAGUGAGUUUACUUGAUGAUUACAGGUGAAUUUGUUGUUAUAAGGAAGGAUAUUAUGAUCUUUGAGGUAAAUAGAUUUGUCAUAUUGUGCACAUAUGGUGCAAUAUACAUGUUUUGAUCAAAUGAGUAGAGUUGGAGGAAAGGUUUAAGAUGAGCAAGCUGAAGAAAUGAAGAAUAGAUUAUAGAAGCAAUACCAUGCUCUAAAGUCACCAUCAACUGUGAUCUGUCAAAAUGUAAAUAGUAUGUUUUCAAUAAAGUCAUUUUUAUUACGGUAAGAGAAAUAAAUGGGUGAAAUGCAA